Cynoglossus semilaevis (tongue sole) is the source of this 3831-nucleotide messenger RNA. RefSeq names its product NIMA-related kinase 4 (gene nek4). NCBI's taxonomy places the organism in Eukaryota, Metazoa, Chordata, Actinopteri, Pleuronectiformes, Cynoglossidae. Gene Ontology annotation, molecular function: ATP binding; protein kinase activity. The transcript is spliced from 16 exons. Bases 290 to 2920 code for a protein of 876 amino acids. Gene Ontology annotation, biological process: protein phosphorylation. The record is from RefSeq and is a predicted model, not a curated record.
ACGCUGGGUGUCGCUGUGGUUAGAGUGCAGCUGUAUUUCGCUUCAGCCUUAUCAUCUUUUAAUCGUCGUCAGCAGUGAGCUGACAGUUGCCUAGCGAUGAAAAACCAAAGCUCCUCUGUCUGCGCUGCUGAUUUCUUGCGCGUUGAAAAAUCUCGUCGCUGUCAACUUUUUUCACUCCAUUUAACUCAUCUGUGAUGUUUUUAUACGAGUAAUAAAUGCCACGGAUGCGAUGGAUUCUGUGUUUACUUUCGCGGUGGUAAAAUACACGUAAUGAAAAGCUGCGUGAAGAAUGAAUAAUUACACUUUCCUCAUGGUAGUUGGGAAAGGCAGCUAUGGAGAGGUAAACCUGGUGAAACACAGAUCGGACAGAAAGCAGUAUGUCAUAAAGAAGCUGAAUUUAACCACCUCCUCCAAGAGGGAGCGACAUGCUGCAGAGCAGGAGGCACAGCUCCUGUCUCAGUUGAGACAUCCCAACAUUGUGACGUACCGAGAGUCUUGGGAAGGAGAUGACCGCCAGCUGUACAUUGUGAUGGGUUUCUGUGAAGGUGGUGACCUCUAUCACAGACUGAAACAGCAGAAGGGUGAACUGCUGCCUGAGAGGCAGGUGGUGGAGUGGUUUGUCCAGAUAGCAAUGGCGCUCCAGUAUCUGCACGAGAGGAAUAUUCUCCAUCGAGACCUGAAAACUCAGAACAUCUUCCUGACAAAAACCAACAUCAUCAAAGUCGGAGACCUCGGCAUAGCCCGAGUGUUGGAGAACCAGAAUGAUAUGGCCAGCACGCUCAUAGGAACUCCAUACUACAUGAGUCCUGAGCUUUUCUCCAAUAAACCCUAUAACCACAAGUCAGAUGUAUGGGCCCUGGGCUGCUGUGUGUACGAAAUGUCCACGCUGAAACAUGCAUUCAAUGCCAAGGAUAUGAACUCACUGGUUUAUCGAAUCGUAGAAGGGAAACUGCCACAGAUGCCCAGUCGAUAUGACCCCCAACUGGGAGAGUUGAUCAAGAACAUGUUGUGUAAAAGGCCUGAGGACAGACCUGAUGUCAAAGUUAUCCUGCGGCAACCUUACAUCAAAAAACAGAUCGCCAUGUUUCUUGAAGCCACCAAAGAGAAAACUGCCAAGUCGAGAAAGAAAGCUGUAAAUCCCACUGUCGAUUCCAAAGCCAACAGUGAAUCAUCUGUGGUGUCUGUUCAGUCAAAACCUGAGAGAAUGACUCCAAGUCCGCAGAGAGAACCUCUUGCUAGGGGUAAAAGGAAAGAAGACAAACCACUGCAGCAGGUCAGAGUUGGGAACGGCGUUCCCAACAGCACUCCAGUCCAAAUAAUUCCACCAACAAAACCUCCUUCACCUGAAGCUCUGAAGGGAAGCUGCGUCUCACUGGCAACUGUCAGCAACAUCACUAUUGACAUCCCACCACGGGAGGAUGAGGAGUUGUUGAAAAAGAAGACCCCCUCAGUCCUGUCACAGCAGCAGGCCGCUAAUGAUCAUGUGACUCACAGUGUGCACAAAGAGGGCAAGAGAAGAGGGAAACCAGACCCUUCUCCGCCCCUGUCCCCUGGUAAACUUCCUGUGAGGCCAGUAUCAAGUGUUGGCAGUCGAGGAGGAGACGACAGACAGGCAGCCAAUGAACUGAUGGACAUUGAGCCGAAGCCCGGGGAAACAUUUUCUAUCUUCAGGGAGAAGCAGAUGUCUAUUGGAGAUGACACGAUGGACUUACUACAGGAGGCUGGCAUGCAGAACCCAAAACUAGAAGUGGAGAAAGGAGAUGUUUUUUCUAUGGCUGAGAAGAAAACUGCUCAGAAAUUUAAUACAGAAAACACUGGAGGGUGUGAGGAAAUUAAUUUGCACAAUAAAAAUGAAGUCAUUACUGUUUUUAAGGGCAAUUCUGCACAACUGAUGUUCACCUCAGACAAUCAAGACAAAUUAGAAUCUACUGAUAAACUGUUAGAGCCGCUCCCUUCGUCACAGAAACAUGACCUGGAGGAAAAUUCAAGUGUGACCAGCCCAAGUCCAACACCACCACAAUAUUCAUCAGAGCCUACUGUGUCAAGAACUUUUAAGUCCAAGGUAGCUGCUCCCAGACCUUUACCUCCUUGUCCUGCUGAGAGCAGUAUCACAGAGGGUCGAAGAAAGAACAGGAGGAGCACAAAGAGCAAGAAGACAGAUGUGGUUGAGGCCUCCUCAUCCCCGAGCUUCUGUAAGAAGGGACUGCUUCCACAGCCACAGGUCCGUCCUUUGUCUGCUAGAGAGAGGAGGAGGCUGAGACAGUCCAAUGACAUCAGUCAUCCAGGUAGCCAUAGAGUGUCUUAUGACGUGUCGUCCAACAAGCCUGAGUCCUGCAGGUCUACAGUCAGCAGAUCUGUUUCAGACAUAACUGAGACCAAUAGUAAGGAGAAGUUGGAAAAGUCAGAUGAUGACGAGUGCAGCUCCUCCACCAGCUCUACAGAGCGUUCAGAGGGCGACUGCAGGGAGAGAAAAAGUGAAUCCAGUGAGAUACAGGACUUAGUUCACAUGAUGACCCAGACUUUGAGAAUGGAUGUUGUGGAUGGCGUGAAUGAGUUGGACAAAAGCAGAUUCGGCUCGAGCGCACUGCCAGAGUUUAAACUGAACAGGAAGUACAGGGACACACUGAUGAUUCACGGAAAAGCCCGAGAAGAAGCCGAGAACUUCUCACUUGGUGAAAUACCAUUGGGCUCCUGCUCUGGUCCAGCAAAAAUAAGGAGAGCAAUAGAACAGCUGAGGACAGAUGUGGUGAAGGGGCUAGGCGUCAAGCUGCUGGACAAAGUGCUAGAAAUCAUGGAGGAGGAAGAUGAUACCAAAAAAGAGCUGUGCCUCCGUGACCAUAUGGGGGAUGAAAAGUACCAUGGUUAUGCUGUGAUGGUGAGGCAGCUAAAGUUUUUCGAGGAUAUGGCCUACAAGGUUUAGGGCAAAAAGACAAAAUGGCGUUUAUGUGAUGUGAGUAGGGACUACUGUGAGGAUUCAAUUGUAAAAUAAUCUGUAGGAUAGCUAGACUAGAACGAUGAGAAUAUUUAUGUGUAAAAUUGUGGCCAGUUUAGACACAUUGCCUUCAUGACCUAUGCAAAAUGUUGACAUUUCUUGGAAACUGUAUUUGUUGGAUAUUCAAUGAUUAUACAGUGGAGAAGUCAAUAUUGAUAUCAUCGUUUUAUCAUAGCAUUCUCACUCCUGUGCAUUGUAUUUAGUUUAACAUAAAACCUAUGUAAUGUAUUAACAUUUUUUAUAACACAUUUUCAUGUUUUCUGUUCAUUUAUAUUCUGCUGACACCUUUUUUUUUUUUUUUUUUUACAAAAUAAACUGGUUUUUAAGAAACAUGGAAUAAAAUGGUGAAUAUGUAUGUUUACAUACACUACCACACAAACAUCAUAGACCAGGAGUAACAUUUAAAUGUAAUAUACUGUAAUUUUAAGGGUUCUCACAAGAGUAUCACAUUUAUUACUUUACUUUGACUUUCAUUUGUAAAAGCUGUCUGUUUUUAUUUUUAAAACUUUUUCCACAGUACCGUUAUACCUCAUUAAAAUAAAUUGAGACUUUUUUCAUCUUUGCAUUAAUAAAGAUGAAAGAGACCAUUAACAAAACAAAGAUCAGAUACGUUUAUUUAGACACCAAGCAUUUAAUUUCUGGCUAGGUCUGGAAAAGUACAGCACCAAAGUGUCAGAAUUAUACCAAUAAUUAGGACCUAAAAUUGUGUUUGUUUCAAAUGCUUGUUUCAACUCAAAAUAUCUUUGUUUAAUAUCGUUAAGCCCUGGUUGACUGAAAAACACUGUACCAAAGUCUAUGAACUAAAUGCUAGGUAUAUUUUGCAGUAUUAUAAAAAAAAA